AUGCAAACCCCGCCGCAACCCGACAACUACCACGCCCAUCCUUCUUAUCAGCCAUCGCCCUACAGCAAUGGUUCGCUUAAUGGCAUAAGUAACGGUCAGACAAGAACUGGAGCGGAGAUGUACAACCCCAACCAGAACCCGUACCAACAGCAGCAUCAGCCACCGCCGUCGUCGCAACAGCAAGGCUAUUACUACACAGGCUAUCCUCCGCAACAAGGUCAGGCAAGCAAUAACCCUCAACAGCAACACCAACAGCCACCGCAACAUCCUCUAUCUUUGCCCCCGGUAGGCUCUAUAGCACCACCACAGAGCUACCACCCUUCCUAUCCGCCACCACAGCCGCAGUAUGGCGGAGCCUACCAGUUACCCGGUGCGAUCCUACAGGGCCAACCGGGUCCCGCGCCUCGGCUACCGGUAGGGCAGCAACCACGGCAAGCCGCAGUGGACAGGAAGAUGUCGGAAAGCCGCGACGAUGGAAAAUACAUAUACUCGUUGCACGUUGAGCAGCAACCGCAACGGGCACGAAUGUGUGGAUUUGGCGACAAAGACAGAAGGCCGCUGACGCCACCACCUUGCAUACGGCUCGUCAUAAGGGACGUGACGACGAAGGAGGAGGUGAACGUGAGUGAUAUAGAUGGCUCGUUCUUCAUUCUUACCGUCGAUCUUUAUGAUGCGAACGCGGAUCGCGAGGUCAAUAUCGUUCGUGCCACUGCCGGUGCCAAUGCGCAAGCCAUAAGUAGUGCGACAAUGACGUCCUAUCCGCCAACGCAGGACAAUCGUAUGAGCUUCUUAAACACUGGCCCUAGCAUUGCCUAUCCGGGCAUGGCGCCAGGUCCGAUGCCCAUGUCUUACGAGCAGCCCGAAUACGGCGUCCCUCACCCAUAUGGAGGAUUACAGUAUACCAUGGGCCCGUUACCCGUACCGCAGACGCAAAUGUCGAAUUCAUUGUUCACGAGGAACCUCAUUGGCAGCCUGGCAGUGAACGCAGCCAAGCUCUACGACCCGCAGAACAAGACUUCGUAUUGGUUCGUACUGCAGGACCUAUCAGUCAGGACGGAAGGGCACUUCCGACUCAAGAUGAGCUUCGUUAAUGUCGGAGCGGGUUCGACCGGUGGCCUCAACCGGGGUAGAGCACCGGUGUUGGCGUUCGUCUUUUCGGAGCAGUUUCAGGUCUUUUCGGCCAAACGGUUUCCGGGUGUCAUCGAAAGUACCGAUUUGAGUAAAUGUUUCAGUGCGCAAGGGAUCAAGAUUCCAAUCAGGAAGGAUACUACGAAAGAGAGCAAAGAGGAAGAAGGGAGCAGUCCGGAAGCGUAG
Baudoinia panamericana UAMH 10762 is the source of this 1314-nucleotide messenger RNA. RefSeq lists its product as uncharacterized. The coding region runs from base 1 to 1314 and encodes 437 amino acids. NCBI's taxonomy places the organism in Eukaryota, Fungi, Ascomycota, Dothideomycetes, Mycosphaerellales, Teratosphaeriaceae. The transcript is spliced from 2 exons. The record is from RefSeq and is a predicted model, not a curated record.